AUGGAACGCGCAGAGAAGCCGAAGCCAAAAGAGAUCCCCAACGUCAUCACCGACGUUAAAAAUCGAAAAACGUACAUCAAGGGCAGAUUCUUGGGGAAGGGUGGCUUUGCACGGUGCUGGGAACUAAUUGACAAAGAUACGCACGUCAAGUAUGCAGGCAAAGUUGUGUGCAAGGCCGAUCUCGUCAAACCGUCGCAGAAGCAAAAAAUGCAACAGGAGAUUAUCAUCCAUUCUUCACUGAAACACGAGAAUAUUGUAAACUUUCAUCGGUCAUUCGAUGAUAGUAGCAACAUCUAUAUCCUACUUGAAUUAUGUACUCGACGGACGUUGAUGGAGUUACACAAACGGAGAAGACACAUUACAGAGCCUGAAGCUCGUUACUUUGUUAGACAGACGGUCAACGGCUGCCAGUAUUUGCAUCUGAACAAUAUUAUUCACCGUGAUUUAAAACUGGCCAAUCUCUUCUUGAGUGAUGAGAUGGUGAUCAAAAUUGGAGAUUUUGGUUUGGCCUGUAAACUAUCAAAUGAAGGAGAAAAGAAAAGGACACUUUGUGGUACACCAAAUUACAUAGCUCCUGAGAUUCUCACCAAGCAUGGUCACAGUUUUGAAGUCGACUCGUGGUCGAUUGGAUGCAUAUUAUAUACCCUACUUGUCGGUCGUCCUCCGUUUGAGACAUCGAACCUCAAGGAGACCUACGAAAGGAUUAAAAAGAAUGAGUACUUAAUCCCUCCGGGGGUCUCUGUGCCGGCGUCCAGGCUCAUCCGGGCCCUUUUAGACGCAGACCCAUCCAAACGACCAAGCAUGUUCAGUGUGAUAGAACAUGAAUUCUUCAAGGGUUUUACUCCGAACUGUCUGCCUGUUAGCGCCCUGACAACUAGUCCUCGGUUUGACAACCUCUGUCGCAAUCUUACCGAAAGAAAGCCUCUGUCGGCAAUCGACGCCAACCUAAAUGUGUCUGCAGUACACGUGGACGCGAAUCGUGACUGUGAUUCUGACGAUUUUUGGUUGAGCUCUCUCCAAAAGAAGAUAAACGAAGUAAUUACUGCCCCCAAAGCGGCAAGAAAUUCCCUCAAAGCCAUGGAAGAUAGCGAAGAUCCAGCUUGCAUACCUAUCUAUUGGGUUUCAAAAUGGGUGGAUUACUCGGAUAAAUAUGGCAUUGGAUAUCAUCUUUGUGACAGUUCGAAUGGCGUUUUGUUCAAUGACGGAACCCGCCUGCUUUUGACGGCCAAUUCUGAGAAUCUGCAGUACAUCGACAAAAGUGGCACGGAAUAUUUGUAUACCAUGGUUGAUUAUCCCAACUCUUUGGCCAAGAAAGUGACUUUGCUCAAGUGCUUCACUUCCUACAUGCAUGAAAAUUUGUUAAAUGUGAGUCUCAUCGAUUUCUUAUGCUUUGAUGCCAGCGCCACUGGUUUCCAUCCGCAAAAAACAGUUUAUCUCCUCCAAAACAUAAACUUCAUAUCUCCUGUCAAUUUCUUGAAAACAGGCCGAUCAACGCCAGUUGGGCGCAGACCAGUUAGCUUAUUUUAUGGAAGCCCGUCUUAUAUACCUUUUCCGUAUCCACGUUCGGAAUUUGUUUAUUGA
Dibothriocephalus latus is the source of this 1581-nucleotide messenger RNA. NCBI's taxonomy places the organism in Eukaryota, Metazoa, Platyhelminthes, Cestoda, Diphyllobothriidea, Diphyllobothriidae. The record is from the annotation of a GenBank genome assembly.